Messenger RNA from Melanotaenia boesemani (Boeseman's rainbowfish), 2567 nucleotides. It is a transcript of the gene ttll1, whose product is annotated as tubulin tyrosine ligase-like family, member 1. The record is from RefSeq and is a predicted model, not a curated record. Gene Ontology annotation, molecular function: tubulin binding; tubulin-glutamic acid ligase activity. NCBI's taxonomy places the organism in Eukaryota, Metazoa, Chordata, Actinopteri, Atheriniformes, Melanotaeniidae. The transcript has 10 exons. Bases 517 to 1791 code for a protein of 424 amino acids. Gene Ontology annotation, biological process: microtubule cytoskeleton organization; protein polyglutamylation. Gene Ontology annotation, cellular component: cilium.
UGGCUCACUGUGGUAAUGACACCCUGCAUUAACAUCAAUGCGUCCUCCGUUGCUAGGUUAUUCUCCCGGAAGAACCAAGUUCGUAACGUAUUGGCAUAUUUUAUUAUUUUUAAGACAUUUAAUAUUCAAGCAGUCCCCUAAAGUUUAAUCGUAUUAUCGUAGUUGUAUUUAAAUAUUUGUUAUUACGUUGUAGUAACAAAGACUUGUGUUGUGUGGCUAUCGUGGGCGUUGUCGUCGUGUCCAGCUUCACGUCGCAUGGAUCAUUAACUAAAGCUUGCUAGCUUUAAAGCAGCUAACAUGGAAGUGGUGUGUAGUCGUUAGCUUCAGCUAACGGCGAUGCUGACAAACUGCUUCGCUGUGAGUUCAGCAAACGACAGUCGGAUGAGACUGCAUCCUUGACUGGAUGAUGGCCGCCUUGCCUCUGCAGCAGUCCGCGGGGCUGCUUGCUAACGGAGCAAGCUAGACUGAUGCCGAUGACUGGCUGUUUCCUGACAUUGAUUUGCAGUGGGAGGCACCAUGGCCGGUAAGGUGAAGUGGGUAACAGAUAUUGAGAAAUCAGUGCUCAUCAAUAACUUUGAAAAAAGGGAAUGGAUUCAAGUUACAGAAAACGAGGACUGGAAUUUCUACUGGAUGAGUAUCCAGACCAUCAGGAAUGUGUUCAGUGUGGACACAGGCUACCGCCUGUCAGAUGACCAGAUGGUGAACCACUUUCCGAACCACUACGAGCUGACCAGAAAGGACCUGAUGAUCAAAAACAUCAAACGCUACCGCAAAGAGCUGGAGAAGGAAGGAGGUCCACUUGCAGAGAAGGAUGAGAAUGGAAAAUAUAUCUGUCUGGAUUUUGUUCCUGUCACAUUCAUGCUCCCAGCUGAUUACAACCUGUUUGUAGAAGAGUUUCGCAAGAAUCCAUCCAGCACCUGGAUAAUGAAGCCCUGUGGGAAGGCUCAAGGCAAAGGCAUCUUCCUCAUUAAUAAGUUGUCCCAGAUUAAAAAAUGGUCCCGGGACAGCCGCACCUCGACGUUUGUGGCAGCAUCCAGCGGGAAAGAGGCUUACGUCAUCUCCUUGUACAUUGACAACCCUCUGCUGAUAGGAGGGAAAAAAUUUGAUCUGCGCCUCUAUGUUCUUGUGACAACGUAUCGGCCUCUGAAAUGCUAUAUGUACAAGCUGGGCUUCUGUAGGUUCUGCACGGUGAAGUACACACCCAGCACGAGUGAACUGGACAACAUGUUUGUCCAUCUUACUAAUGUGGCCAUCCAAAAACACGGGGAUGACUACAACCACGUCCAUGGGGGCAAAUGGACGGUCAGUAAUCUCCGUUUGUACCUCGAAAGCACCAGAGGAAAGGAUGUGACCAACCGGCUGUUCGAUCAGAUCCACUGGAUCGUGGUGCAGUCGCUGAAGGCCGUCGCUCCCGUAAUGAACAAUGAUAAGCACUGUUUUGAGUGUUAUGGCUAUGACAUCAUCAUUGAUGACAAGCUGAAGCCAUGGCUUAUUGAGGUCAAUGCCUCCCCCUCGCUGACCUCCAGCACAGCCAAUGACCGGAUCCUCAAGUACAACCUCAUCAAUGACACCCUCAACAUCGUCACGCCCAACGGGGACAUCCCAGACUGCCGCUGGAAUCGCAGCCCGCCCAGAGAGGCUCUGGGCAACUAUCAAGUCCUGUAUGACGAGGAGCAGGCGCAGAGCGAGAAUGCUGAACGUGACCUGCGGAGCCGCUCGGGUCAGUCGCUGGGGUCAAAGGGCACCAAGGGGAGUGCAGGCGUUCGCCCUGCUGCUGCCACAUGGAAGUGAGAUGAAGUCACUGACUCAUAAUGACUUCUUGUACAAUACAGGGAGCAACUAGAGGCACAAGGAAGAAAACAAGGAUUUCCCAGACUUUUUGUGUCUUUUAAAGCCAACCGAAGGACGACUUCCUCUCUCCUCUUUACACUGACUGCAGCACAGGGAGCAAAACCACUGCUGGAGGGGAGAAUAAUCAGUGUGGCUUGAAGAACUUGCUUUAUUCUGUUUGUAUUAAUCAGUAUGAAAAUAGCUGAAAUUAUGAUGAUUAUGAUGCGUUAAGGGUCAAGUCCGGCAAACUGAAUGUCACAACUGGAGUUACUCAGUAGGGUUACCAACCUAAACUAUGCAUGAGUGUUGAUAGCUGACACUUUAACUUGACCUGCCGCAUAGGUGCUAGUAAGAAGAUAUGCUGAAUGGAGGUGUUAAGCUUGUUAGUGGGAUAAGAAUGAAUGCAAAUGGUAUAAAGAUAGAAAUUUCAGAGGUUAGUUAAUAUGUGGAAUUAGCAGUACUAAAUGUGUAUAUUAAUAAAGGUUUUAUAUGCUUAAAGUCAGUAUGUAUAUGCAGGGUUUAGGGAGGUCCUUUAACAGUGUUGACUGUUGCACUUUAUGUCUUUGUUUGUGCUUAAAUAUUAAAUGCAUUUCUCAUGUUGCAUUUUGGGUAGUUCUUGGUGUGACAUCUAUAUCUUGAAAAUGAAUGGGAAUGUAAUUCAUGCAGUUUUGGGUAUUACAUGUUUAUUUCCUCCAGCUACUGCAGUAUUAAAACACUAAUGAUGAAUAAACCAACUU